This is a messenger RNA of Blepharisma stoltei, 5036 nucleotides long. The record is from the annotation of a GenBank genome assembly. Lineage: Eukaryota; Ciliophora; Heterotrichea; Heterotrichida; Blepharismidae.
AUGGAAGCAUUAAAUGAAAUAGAAGAACUCGUAAACUUAGGGGUCGAAGAUAAAUAUUUUACUGUCAUACUUAAAAAGAAUUGUUUCACAUAUAGAGAAUCAAAAAUAAUUCUGCUGCAAGGGAGAUUUAUGCUUAAAAAUUUUGAUCAAAAAAGGUUCAAAGAAUUUUUGUGCUAUCUAGAUAUGAUUGAAAAUGUGACAAUUACUGGAAUUCCUGAGAAAUUUAAGAAUUUAUAUAUAGAAAAUUGAAUAAGAGAAUAUUUAGAAAUUCUUAAAAAGAUUAUUGAUAAUAAAUCAACUGGAUUAUCAAAUUUAGUUGCAAAAGCAUUUGAAGAUAUUAUAGAAAGAGGUCUAGAGUUAUUUACAAAAUUUUUAAAAAAUCGAGGAAAAUUUGCUGAAAAUUCGACUUUGGUUUAUUUAGGGAUUCUUGAUUUAAUUCCUAUUGAGAGCAAAGAUAUUUGCGACCUGUUCUUACUCCACCCCUCCAUGAGCGAACAAAAAAUUUUGUUCGCUCACGGAGGGGAUUAAUUUUUUUUUUUUUUAAAAUUUAUAUAAUUAUUUUUUCGAAUUUUAAAAAAAUCCCAAUUCGCAAAAUUGGAAAUCAAAUAUUUAUGUAAUUUGUAAAAUUUAUAUUUUAAAAUGCAAUUUGUUCAAAAUUAAACAGAAUUAACUAGAAAUUUAUUACAUAAACAACCACUUAUAUAUUUUUUUUUAUUUUAUUUUAUAAAGUUAAAAACCGUUAUAACGAUAAUAUCUUCAUUUCUGAAUUUUCUAAAUUUUCUAAAUUUCUAAAUUUUUAUAAGUUUCAGAUUUCAAAUUUUUAAUUUUGAUUCUAAUUUUCGUAACUGCCAUAUUUCCGAUAUAAAAUCUAAAUUCUGAUAUUUUUGUGACUGCUUUUUUUCUGAUAUAAAAUCUAAAUUCUGAUAAUGAAAAUCCAUUUCUGAUCUAAAAAAUAAACUUUCUGACAAGAAAUUUCACUUGAGGUUCUGAAUCUUCAUAAACCAGAUUUUGUUCAGCUAAGUUUCUCAUAAAAUCCUCCAGCGCACCAUCUCAAUUCUUCCAAGUUCUUCCAUGACUGUAACGUGAUGAAUGCUUCUUGGGAUAAUUAAUUUCUUCUUUAGUGCAAUGCACCAUUAUGUGCUGAAAUUAAUUAUACCACUUAUAUAUCAAUUUUUUUCACAAAAAAAUUUUUGUUCCCUCAAAGAGGGUGGGUUUUUGAGCAAAAAAUAGGGAUUUUUCCAAUGGCUUUGCUCGCUCACGGAGGGGAAGUUAGAAUGUAUCAGCUAUAAUUAUUUGAUGGGAAAAAUAACAGGUGGCGAAUAUGAAUCUGUACAUAUAAUUGUUUACAAAAUUUUAACAGCUAUUUUGAAAUCUAAUAAAGAAACUUAUAGUCUAAGGCGUGCUUUUAUUACAGAAUUAUUUGAAUUUGCUAUAGAAAUAAGCAACGAUUUUUUAUUGAAAAAAAUUAAAUCUGAAGGUGUGUUUAUUUCAGUUUUUAAAUUUGCAUUAGAGUGCGUCGAAAAUGAUUUUCUUGAUCAUAUAAGAAUGUUAGAUGACCAUAAAUAUGUAUUUAAAAAUAUUUGAGGAUUUGUGAUUUAUAUGUAUGAUGAAAUUUAUCAAAAAACAAGAUUGUUAAUUAGUAAGAUAACUCUUAAGUAGCUCGUCUUCCGUCUUCUGUUUCUGAAACCUUUUACGUAAGAUACGACUUCCGCUCUGAGAAAUACUUCGGCAGUUGCACCGCUACUCGCCUUUAGCUUCAAAGAACACUCUCCUGUCAUCUUGUGCCAGUGGGUUGAUGUCUCCAUAGGUAAAACUCUCAGAAGAGCCGAAGUUCCCCUUCAAAGAACCCAAAUUACGGGAACUGCAAUUAUCGGAGUAGCUCCAAUUUAAUUUCGAAAAACAAGAAAAUUUGCCAUUUCAAAUGAAAUAUUGGAAAUUUCAAAACCAAAAAUAAUAAAUAAACUUAAGGAAAAUUUAAGCCAUUUAGAUGAUUGCUUAGAAAUGUUUACAAACUUCUUUCACGAAGUCAAUGAGGACCAUUUAUCGGACAAGCUUUCAGAUAUUUUGAUAGAUAUACUAAAAAUAGGAAAUCAAGCAGAAAUCACGAUUGAUUUAUUGGAUUAUUUUACAAAACAUUUGCAAAUGAAUUUAUUUUCAAAUAAAAAAUAUAUUAAAUAUUUGAAAAAAAUAUUGAUACUAUCUUCAAAGCCAGCUAGAUCUGAACUAUUUCUACAACUUAAGCCUGAACUUUCACCUGUUAAAAAUUUUGAAAAUAUGAUGACUGUUUAUAAUUUGUUCGAUGAUAUUGAUGAAAAACAUAUAAAAAAGAUAGCUGUUAAAUUAUUCAAAAAUUAUUUAAUAGAACAAGAUACGCAUUCAUACCGAAAUUUAUUGGCAUUUUGUGAGAAAUGUCCAAGUUUAUUACUGAGAAUGGAGCUUGAAAUGUUAGCUCCCCUUAUAAUAAAUAUUUUUUAUGAAAAAGUUUUUGAUAUUUAAAUGAUAAUUAGUAUAAUGAAAUCUCUGGCUAAUUUUAAACAAAUUACAUAAAUAUUUGCUUUCUAAUUUUUGAGAAUUGGAAUUUUUAAAUUUGAAAAAAUUUACUAUAAAAUUUAUAUUUAAAUUGUUUUUAAAAAAAAAUUAACCCUCUCCAUAAGCGAACAAAAUUUUUAUUCGCCCACGAGAGUAAGAAAAAUCUUAGUAUCAGAUGAUAAUAUUAUGCUUAAACAAAAAUACUUCAAAAUUGCCUAUGAAAAAGUUCUUGUUGUAAUAAACCCUUUAUAUGGUUUAAAAUUUGAUGAAAAUAUCUUAUUACCUAUUGACAGAAAUAAAUUGAAUGAUUUAUGGAUUUAUUUAACAUUUUUUGAACAAGCUGGAAAAGUUUUCGGAAUUAAUGCUGACUUUACACAUAUUUUUUCCAUUCUUUCAAAGCUAAGCAGAGACCUUAUAAUUGAAAAUUCCAUAAAUAUAAGUAAAAAUUCGAAAAUAUUAAAAUCAAGAUUAAUUUUUAUGAUUCUUCAAGAAGAAAUAAGAGAAUUGCUCAAGGAAACAUAUGAAGCCAAGAAAACAUGCAAUAAUUUAUCCCUAGUUUACUGUAUAGCCAUUUGUCAUCAUUUAUCAAAUUUAUAUUCCAGCAAAUACUUUCUCCCUCUUAUUUUUUCUUACUUAUCACAAGAAUCAGCACUUAAAGGAGAUCUUAAAAGUAUUUAUACAAAAAUUCUUAUAACUCCCCCCCUCCGUGAGUGAACAAAAAAAUUUUGUUCACUCACGGAGGGUUAAUUUUUUUUUUUUAAAAAAUUUAUAUAAAAAAUAUUUUUUUUUCAAAAUUUAAAACAAUCCUAAUUCGCAAAAAUGGAAAGCAAAUAUUAAUUUAAUUUAUAAAAUUUAUGUUUUAAAAAGCAAUUCGUUCAAAAUUAAAUAGAAUUAGCUCUAGAUUUCAUUAUACUAAUUAUCAUUUAUAUAUCAAAAUUUUUCUAUUAAAAAAAUUUUUGUUCACUCACGGAGGGUAGGUUUUUGGGCAAAAAAUAUCGAUUUUUCUAAUGGUUUUGUUCACUCACGGAGGGGGGAGUAAGUAUUAUAACAGAGUCAUUUCAUGAGCUUAUGCAUACUAAAAUUACCUAUGAAUUAUGAUCAAAUAAGCUAAUUUAUGAUAUUUAUGAAUUAAUGGAAUCAUCAAUUUCUCAUAUAAAAAUAGUUAAAGAAACGGCUCAAGAAAUGCUAUGUCUUUAUUUAUCAAAAUUUAAAGGAAAAUCAUCAAUGAGAUUAAAAUCAUGCUACUUAUUUUCCUUUCCUUGGAUUUUUCAAUAUAAAGAAGUCAUAAACAAAGCUCUAACUAUUUACUAUGAACUAAAUAAAAAAGAUAAAAGUCAAAAAGAUACAGAAAUUGAUAUUAUUUUUUUUCGAAAAUUUAUUUAUGAAGGCCUUUUCAAGUCUUUUAAAAACAAUAAAACUGCUUUUUCAUCAGCAAUUUCUGCUAUUCUUUAUGAUAUGAAAAAUCAAUCAUCAAGCGCCAAUGAAUUUAAAAUUUCAACUCUCAAUAAUAUUUAUUGAGAAUUUACAGCGAAAAAAAUGAAUAAAACAUUUUCUGCAAAUAUGUCUUCUGGUAAGAAAAUAAAUGAAAACCAAAAUAAAGCAACUGAUCUUAUACAAGAUCAAGACAUUAAUUCAAAGCUUACAUUGCUAGUUAAAAAUAGUCGUUUAACUCACAAAUUCAGUAUAAAGGAUAACCAUUUAUCUACCCCUAUAUGGUUGCAAAGAAAGAAUAUGGCCUAAAAAUUUUGCUGCUUAAAUAGAAUAUACUCUAUAGUGGUAUGUCUUUAUUAUUGGGACUGGGAAUAAUAUUUUUGACGACCCAGCUGAUUCUUGAUAAUAAUAUUUUUAACAUACAAUUUUACUUUAAUUAUCUUUGCAAGCUUAGUCUUAUACCUGAGGAAAUGAGUGAUUUUAUAUGAUGCUGAAAAUGGAUAAUUUAUACAAAAAGAUUUUAUAUUGAUAAUUUAUUUGAAAACCUCGAGAAAGAGUGAAAAAAUAUGCUGAAUCAUGGAGGAAUGGUCGCACCACAAUGCCCUUAUAUAAAUUCUUAUAAACUGAAAUAUGAGUCUCCUCUUUUUGUCAACACUCAAAGUACAUAUUAUAAUAAUCGCUAUAAAUCUUGAGCAAACUCCACAAAUUUAGAAGAUUUUGUUUUAUCUCAAUCUCGAUUUUUGCAGUUUUUAACUAAAGAAUGCAGCCAUAUUUCAAUUAUUUCAGAAAAAGCUUUAUUCAGCAUAACUAUGAUGAUAAAUGAAUUUCUAUCAAAAUCCAUAAAUCCAAGUAUAUUAGACAGCCAUAAUUGUUUAUAUGAACAGAUUUCAUGUCUGGUUUUUAUUAUAAAACAAAUUCAUUUAAUUUACAAAUUUCGAUUUUUACAAGGCAAUUUUAUUGAUUUUACUAUGAGCAUGUUUAUGUUUUCUUCACGAUGAGUUAUGUGAAAUUCUGGUGAAAAAACAGAAAAAUUUUAUAAGCUUAUUUUAAAUUUGAUGGAGGUAUUAAAUAAAUAG